Molecule: messenger RNA, 965 nt
Organism: Photinus pyralis (common eastern firefly)
Lineage: Eukaryota; Metazoa; Arthropoda; Insecta; Coleoptera; Lampyridae
Product: pyrimidodiazepine synthase-like
Exons: 5
Coding region: 250-945 (231 amino acids)
Biological process (GO): glutathione metabolic process
Cellular component (GO): cytoplasm
Molecular function (GO): glutathione dehydrogenase (ascorbate) activity; glutathione transferase activity
Source: RefSeq, a predicted model, not a curated record
GCGCGGCGGAUCCAACGGAGCAUGCGCUCGUUUGGUCUUUAAAAAAUUGUGGAAUUGAGCACCUAAAGGCGGACUACGUUGUUAAAUAAAUAACAUCUUUGGACGGGAUGCCUCAUAUAAUUCCGAUCGAACUUCAGAUAUCACUCUAUUAGGUAAUCAACCGUCUGAAAAAACUUAGAUUAGAUAAAUUAAAACGGAGCACUUUGCACUGAGCUAUUCUAGUUUGUAGGAUCAGUGCCUGCAAUCAAUAUGAGUGAAAAGCAUUUACGAAAGGGUAGUAAGUUCCCCCAAAAAGAGAAUGGUCAGCUGCGAUUGUAUUCCACGAAAUACUGCCCCUAUGCGCAAAGAGUGCGCAUAGUACUGGCCCUAAAGGAUAUUCCGUACGAAACAGUGAACCUACACUGCUUUGAUAAACCCGAAUGGAUGUACGAUUUGAACCCCGCAGGGUUGGUGCCUAUAUUUGACACCGGAACCGAAUUACUAACUGAAAGUCUCAAAAUAUGCAACUACCUGGAGAAAGCCUUCCCCAAACCAAGCUUGCCCUUAAAUGAGCGCGAUGCAACUCUUCUGGCCGAGUUUGAUGCCUUACUGGCAUUGUUUUACAAGGUCGCCAAUAACCCGGACCUUGGCGACUUUCUUCAACUACUCAAGCACGUCGAGAAAUACGAGGGUGAGCUGAGUAAGCGAGGAAAGUACUUUGGUGGCGAUGAACCGCGCAUGAUUGACUUUAUGAUUUGGCCGUGGGCCGAACGAGCCGCCAUGUUUGAUAAGCUGUUCCCGGAACAUCUACCGGCGCCGGAUGCCUUGCACAACUUACGCGCUUGGUGCGCGAGGAUGCGCCAGCACCCCACGUUACUACAGCUCAGGACAAACGUAGAGUCGCAGAUAGAAAUCUAUGAUCUGGUUCGGGCCGGAAAACAUAAAGAGAUUGACUUUGAUAUCUGAAUAAAUUGAGUACUUCUUCA